AUGCUCCGUUAUCUUGUCGCUGGUCUCGCCCUCACCUCUGUAGCCUUCGCCCAGAACAACACCAAUGUCCAAAUCAACGACAUCGUCGAUGCUCUCUCAGUGACGACCCACUCUAUCCUUCCAGGGAUCUUGGUCCAGAUCGGCAACCACACCGCUAACACUGAGCUUACCGGUGGCUCCCUCGACGACCUGAUCACCGCCUUCGACAACACCACAAGCGCACUGAAUGCAACUGCUCCCAGCGCCGGUGACAACACCACGUCGCCCACCAACGACGAUAUCAGCGUUAACUUCGCCGGUGUUCUCUCUAACACGGCCUCUACGCUCUCCGUCAUCACCAGCGACAUCGUGUCCAACUUCUCGGCCUACACCGCUGCGCUCGACGAUUCCAUCUCUGCCACGACCCUGCAGCUCAACGAGACUUUGCCCAACAGCCUGGGGCUCGUUCACGAUCUUAUGAUCGACGCGAGACAGUUCUUCGGCAAGCAGAACAUGUCGCAGACCCUCGUCGCCUUGGGUUUCCCACCCACCGCUUCUUCUCCUCAACCCGAGCCUCCUCAGUAG
This is a messenger RNA of Stereum hirsutum FP-91666 SS1, 564 nucleotides long. RefSeq lists its product as uncharacterized. The coding region runs from base 1 to 564 and encodes 187 amino acids. The transcript is spliced from 4 exons. NCBI's taxonomy places the organism in Eukaryota, Fungi, Basidiomycota, Agaricomycetes, Russulales, Stereaceae. The record is from RefSeq and is a predicted model, not a curated record.